This is a messenger RNA of Coccomyxa subellipsoidea C-169, 1743 nucleotides long. RefSeq lists its product as hypothetical. The record is from RefSeq and is a predicted model, not a curated record. Gene Ontology annotation, cellular component: condensin complex; nucleus. Gene Ontology annotation, molecular function: chromatin binding. Lineage: Eukaryota; Viridiplantae; Chlorophyta; Trebouxiophyceae; Coccomyxaceae. The transcript is spliced from 12 exons. Gene Ontology annotation, biological process: meiotic chromosome condensation; mitotic sister chromatid separation. The coding region runs from base 1 to 1743 and encodes 580 amino acids.
AUGAUCUACCACAGGAAACAGACUGGAACUGGAGGCCAGAAAGCGGUGGAUGAUGUGGACGAAUUUGAGGAUGAAGAAGUCUUCCUCAACCUGGAUGAUGUGCUGCAAGAGGGAGCUGGCAUUGACAUGGAGGAAGGGAAUGCUGCACCACGGGAACUGCCAACAAAGCCUCCAGCAGUGAUUCUGGCAUUGGAGGACUCAGGUCGUGGGGACAAUGAUGGCGAAGGUGGCUCCUACAGGAUCGCCACCUGCAGCGUGCACAAGUCUGGGGCGCUGCUGCUUGAGGCCCGCGAUGGGGAUCACAUGGACGAGCAGAUGCGGCUGUGCGAUGCUGUGGGACCGUCCAACUCACAGCACCUGCUAGGAGAGGACUGGGACAGCCAUGGCAGGGAGGACAUGGCAGGCCCCUUGCAUGCUGAGGGGAUGCCGAUGGAGCAGGACCACUAUGACGCUGGGGAUGGCUUUGGUGCGGACGACGACGAUGACGGUGGCGCCGUACAGCACUAUGAGCCGCCAGAGGCCUCGCAGACUGCUGGAGGGGAACAGACCUGGACAGAAGGAGUUGAGGAGGGUCAGGUGAGGCAUGCGCGCGAGAGGGCGCAGCCGGCACAGCGGGAGCUCUUCGACCCCUAUGCGCCGCUGGACCCCCACGACGCCGGCUGCCUGCCACAGAAGCCCUUCAGGAAGAUGAAGCCGCGCAGCCGACGGCGCACGCCAAAGGCGCCGGUGCAGGAGCCCGAAGCGUUCGCGGCGCCACGGCCGGCUGGCCCGUCCGCACUGGCCUUCCCGGAGUUCGAGUACGUGCUGCGGGCGCGGGCGGCGAUGGAGCAGGCGCAGCUGAGAGGGGACAGGGACCAUAGAAGGGAACGCCUCUGGAGGGACGCGCAGGACGGCGCUGAGGAACAGCAGCUGAGCGCCUUUUUGGCGGACGACGGCGACCAGCCAUACCCGGAGGAUGCAGACAAUGACGGGGGGGUCCAAGACUUCAAUGACGAUGACAACUUUGGAGAGGGAGCGCCGUUUGACGACGAUGACGGUGGGGACAUGGAUGUCGAUGCCUUGGCAGAGGCUGCCGCUGAGGGCGCCUAUACAGGCGUGCACGGAGCUUGGCAGCCCACAGACCAGGGUGAGGAGCCCAGCUACGAGGAUCUGUGCCGAGCACACAUAGAGGCGCUGAUGGCGUCGGCUGCGGCGGCGGAGGUGCAGACGGGGCUGGCGGCGCGCGUCGCCACCUGGCGCGACAAGCUGGCGCCUGUUCUGGCCGAGCAGGACGCGCGCGGCGACUUUGACAUCCACCAGUAUGGAGAGGUCAUCAUGGAGGACCUGGCGAAGAUGAGCCUGUCAGACCCGUCCAACUUGGAGGAGCUCAGGCUUGGGAAGGUUGGGCCGGUCACCUUUGAGAGCGUGGCCAAGAAGGAGCACAAGUGGCAGGUGUCGCGCCUGUUCUCUGCCUUGUUGCAGCUGGCAAACAAUGGCAACCUGGUCAUUAUGAGGGGGAGCAGCCCCAGUGAGCCCUUUGACCUGCAGCUGGCCUCCCUCGACCGCCCCCAUGAACAGUUUGAGGAGUACCGGGCCCCCUCCUUCCUGCAGAACAAGGACCAAAAUGUUCCUAAGGAGAGCGAGGCACCGCCGGCCGCCAAGCAGGCGCGCAACAAAGUGCAAGCAGCAAGCCCCGGGGCGGGCGCUGCUCGGAAGGCUACAGCAGCUCAAAAGGGCCCGAAGCGGAGAAAAGGGCGCAAGUGA